Lontra canadensis (Northern American river otter) is the source of this 1961-nucleotide messenger RNA. RefSeq names its product chaperonin containing TCP1 subunit 6A (gene CCT6A). NCBI's taxonomy places the organism in Eukaryota, Metazoa, Chordata, Mammalia, Carnivora, Mustelidae. Gene Ontology annotation, molecular function: ATP binding; ATP hydrolysis activity; ATP-dependent protein folding chaperone. The coding region runs from base 51 to 1646 and encodes 531 amino acids. Gene Ontology annotation, biological process: protein folding. Gene Ontology annotation, cellular component: chaperonin-containing T-complex. The transcript is spliced from 14 exons. The record is from RefSeq and is a predicted model, not a curated record.
GGGACCUGGGCGCGCCGCCAGGUUUCUUCCUCUUCCUGUGCUGGUUAGCGAUGGCGGCCGUGAAGACCCUGAACCCCAAGGCCGAGGUGGCUCGAGCCCAGGCGGCGCUGGCGGUGAACAUCAGCGCGGCCCGGGGCCUGCAGGAUGUGCUGAGGACCAACUUGGGGCCUAAAGGCACCAUGAAGAUGCUCGUUUCGGGAGCUGGAGACAUCAAGCUCACUAAAGACGGCAAUGUGCUGCUUCAUGAAAUGCAAAUUCAGCACCCAACAGCCUCCUUAAUAGCCAAAGUAGCAACAGCCCAAGAUGACAUAACUGGUGAUGGUACCACUUCCAAUGUCCUAAUCAUUGGCGAGCUACUGAAGCAGGCGGAUCUCUACAUUUCUGAAGGUCUUCAUCCCAGAAUAAUAACAGAAGGAUUUGAAGCUGCAAAGGAAAAGGCACUUCAGUUUUUGGAACAAGUCAAAGUAAGCAAAGAAAUGGACAGGGAAACACUUAUAGAUGUGGCCAAAACAUCUCUGCGUACUAAAGUGCAUGCUGAACUUGCUGAUGUCUUAACAGAGGCUGUGGUGGACGCCAUUUUGGCCAUUAAAAAACAAGAUGAACCUAUCGACCUCUUCAUGGUUGAAAUCAUGGAGAUGAAACAUAAAUCUGAAACUGAUACAAGCUUAAUCAGAGGUCUUGUUUUGGACCAUGGGGCACGGCAUCCUGAUAUGAAAAAAAGAGUAGAAGAUGCAUACAUCCUCACGUGCAAUGUGUCAUUAGAAUAUGAAAAAACAGAAGUGAAUUCUGGCUUUUUUUACAAGAGUGCGGAAGAGAGAGAGAAGCUUGUAAAGGCUGAAAGAAAAUUCAUUGAAGAUAGAGUUAAAAAAAUAAUAGAAUUGAAAAAGAAAGUUUGUGGUGAUUCAGAUAAAGGAUUCGUUGUUAUUAAUCAAAAGGGAAUUGACCCCUUUUCCUUAGAUGCUCUUGCAAAAGAAGGUAUAGUAGCUCUGCGUAGAGCUAAAAGGAGAAAUAUGGAAAGGCUGACUCUUGCUUGUGGUGGAGUGGCUCUAAAUUCCUUUGAUGACCUAAGUCCUGAUUGUUUGGGACAUGCAGGACUUGUCUAUGAAUAUACAUUGGGAGAAGAGAAGUUCACUUUUAUUGAGAAAUGUAACAAUCCUCGCUCUGUCACAUUAUUGAUCAAAGGACCAAAUAAGCACACACUCACACAAAUCAAAGAUGCAAUAAGAGAUGGCUUGAGGGCUGUUAAAAAUGCUCUUGAUGAUGGCUGUGUAGUUCCAGGAGCAGGUGCAGUGGAAGUGGCAAUGGCAGAAGCCUUGAUUAAGUACAAGCCCAGUGUAAAGGGCAGGGCCCAGCUGGGAGUUCAAGCAUUUGCUGAUGCAUUGCUCAUUAUUCCCAAGGUACUUGCUCAGAAUUCUGGUUUUGACCUUCAGGAAACACUAGUUAAAGUUCAAGCAGAACAUUCAGAAUCAGGUCAACUUGUCGGUGUGGACCUGAACACAGGUGAGCCAAUGGUAGCAGCAGAAGUAGGCAUAUGGGAUAACUACUGUGUAAAGAAACAGCUGCUUCACUCCUGCACUGUGAUUGCCACCAACAUUCUCCUGGUUGAUGAGAUCAUGCGAGCUGGAAUGUCUUCUCUAAAAGGUUGAAUUUGAAGCUUGCUUCAUGUCAUCCGAAUCAUGAAGACUAUAGAGUGAUCCUGAGAAUAUAGCAACAGAAUUUUUGUCCAAGCUUCAAAUAAUUUUCAAAAGCAUUUUCUUUUCCCAUAUGAAAAAAGAGAACACUGACACUUAAAUUCUGAAGUUCUGAAAUUAGAGUAUUUUUUUAAAUUGCACUGCAGUGUACACCCAUCAAGCAGGCCGUUUUUACCCAAUGAGAAGGAUGUUUGCUUUAGCUUCAGUGAUACAAAAGUCCCAUGUUAGUUAAGUAUAUGUUAUCUACCUUGUUAUUAAAUGUAACUUGAA